This is a messenger RNA of Cuscuta europaea, 3199 nucleotides long. Lineage: Eukaryota; Viridiplantae; Streptophyta; Magnoliopsida; Solanales; Convolvulaceae. The record is from the annotation of a GenBank genome assembly.
GGAGAGUCAUAAACCCCAUUAACCUUCCCUUCUCUUCCAAAACCAACUCCCAAACACACAUUUCCUAAGAUAAAUAGGACGAUAAGACCAUUUCUUUUCAAAUUAUCUCGCAUUUAGUCCGUAUCAUUUACUCUGCACAUCGGGGCCAUUGAAAGUGAGGGAUUACCAUUUACCACAGCUGACUUCACCGAUUUACCUCUUUUUAAGUUUUUCCUGCGCCAUUGUCUUUCCCUGGGCCCGCCAUCUGCUUUGUUGUUUACCGGCCUUCUUUCUCGGCGGUUGAUUCCGGUUUUCCCGCUUCCUGCAGCCGUUUUCCGUUUCCUAUAAAUUUAGCAUUUUGGACUCCAUUUCCCCUCCCACACAGAUGACCUUGAUUAUGCUCUGUCAGUCUGCUCCUCUUAUUUUUUAGGAUCCCAGCCCAGGUGCGUGUCUGAAUUAGCUCUUGAGCUGUUCUGUGCGUUUCUUUUCUCUAGUGAUCGACUGCCUAAAUUAAAACUCUCUCUUAAUUCAUUGAAAUUCCAAUAUAAUCCAGCACUUCUCCUUUUUUCCCGUCAAUUUGAACACUCAUUUCCUUUAAAGACAAGGGCUUAAGCUCUAAAUAAUUCCACUAAAGAUGUUUAUUUCCAGACCCGUAAUGGUUUUAUGUGUGCCCGGGGUUUUAAAUUGCAAUAGCCUUAGUGGUUGCGUUCAUCCGGGUAGCCGCUAAUGCGGCCCUGUGAUACGUAUUGCGGCGUGAAAUAUUUUCAAGUUCGCACAAGGGUGAUGCGGUGCCGUUGCGGUUCUUUUCACAUAUAUGUUUACUUAUGGAUCCUCGAUUUACUAAGUUGCCUGACUCUAAAAAUACAAUUGAGCAGCAAGAUGAGUUCUCUUUUUCCAGUAGCCUUCAGCAAUCUCAAGAUAUUCCUUGCAAGUACUCGGAUGACUCAUUAGCUGCUCUGGAAUUCACGGGUGACCCUUUGAGUACAUCCAGUUCCAACCAUUCCUAUUUUGCUCCACCUGCAGAGUUGGACUCACAAGAAAAACAUGACACUAAUUCUGUUUUCAAGUUCCUCAACCAGAUACUGUUUGAGGAGAACAUCAAUGAGAAGCUCAGUAUGUUCCGUGACCCAAUUGCUCUUGAAGCUACUGAGAAAUACUUCUAUGAAGCCCUUGAUAGAAACUCUCCUCCUCAUGCAUCCCACAUUAGCCAUACAAAUACACAAAGCUCGGAAAGCAUGUGUGACAACUCAAGUGAACCACCACAGUGGACUGUUGAUCCUAUACAAUCAUCUUUUGUGAUUCCUCCUCCUGAACUGCCUUUCCAUUCCUCUUUUCCGAUUACCUCCUCUGUGAGUUCAAAUGCUUCUUUAAAUAAUUACGGGAGUAGUAUGAAAAUCCAAGUGGACUCUAUGUUAAAUUAUGGUGAGCUUAGAAAUAUAUCUAUUGACACAGAAACCAUGCUGCAGUUCAAGAGAGGAGUGGAGGAAGCGAGUAAAAUCCUCCCGGCUACUAAUCAAUUGGUUAUAGAUUUGGUUAAAGACUCAUUGCCUCUUGAGGAAGACGAGCUUGAGGAAGAGAGAAGCAACAAGCAAUCUGCAGUUUAUGUGGAAGAGGAGUUGACAAAGAUGUUUGAUAAAGUUUUGCUGCUUGAUCCUGACGAGUGUCGCAGGAAUGUCGCUGAAUUUGGUCACGCCCUGCCAUAUGAUGUGCUGAAUGGUGAGGGUAUGCCACAUAAUGGUGGUAAAAGGCGCACAAAGAAGAAGAAGCAGGAAAAUACAAGUGAAGUUGUAGACCUUAUAACUCUUCUAACCAACUGUUCACAAUCAGUUGCUGCUGAUGAUCGCAAGUCUGCAAAUGAACAACUGACACAGAUCCGAAAGCACUGUUCAGUUAAAGGUGAUGUGAAUCAGAGGCUGGCAUAUGUAAUGGCAAAUGGUCUUGAGGCACGUUUGGCUGGCUUGGGGACCCAGCUCUAUAAAUCCCAAGUCCCCAAAAAGAUCACAGCUUUUGAGAAGCUGGGUGCAUACAAGGUUUACAUGUCAGCAUGCCCAUUUGAGGAGAUGUCAAUAGGCUUUGGAAAUAAAAUGAUUUUCAUGAUGUCAUUGGAAGCUCAAGUUCUACAUGUCAUAGAUUUUGGCAUUGAGUUUGGUUUCCAAUGGCCUUCUCUUAUCCAACAUUUAGCAAUCCGGCCCGGCGGGCCUCCUAAAUUUCGCGUUACUGGAAUCGAGCUUCCUGAACCAGGUUCUCGGCCAGCGGAACUGAUAGAAGAGACUGGCCGCCUGCUGGGAAAAUAUUGUGAGCGAUUCCAUGUGCCAUUUGAGUACAAUUCAAUAGCAACUCAGAAUUGGGAGACACUUAAAGUUGAAGACUUGAAGCUCGUUAGAGGUGAGAUGGUUGCUGUGAAGUGCUCAUAUAGGUUACAAAACCUGCUUGAUGUAACAGUGAUGGGGGGCAGUCCUCGUGAUGCAGUACUCAAGCUAAUCCGUAAACUGAACCCAAGUGUUUUUGUGCACAGUGUUGUUAGUGGGUCUUAUAGUGCUCCAUUCUUUGUCACCCGGUUCCGAGAAGCUCUCUUCUAUUACUCUGCAGUUUUUGAUAUGUUUGAGAAUACAUUACCCCGUGAUGAUGAGGAGAGGUUUCUCUUUGAGCAAGAAAUCUAUGGGCGUGAGUUAUUUAAUGUGAUUGCAUGUGAGGGGGAAGGGAGGAUUGUAAGGCCUGAGACGUACAAGAAGUGGCAAGUGAGGACUAUUAGGGCUGGGUUCAAACUUCUUCCAGUGAUGCCAGGGAUAAUGAUCAAAAUCGGAAAAAAGUUGAAAGCAGGGUACCAUGAAAACUUUAUGUUGGAGGAAGAUGGUCAUUGGAUGUUGCAGGGGUGGAAGGGGCGGAUUCUAUGUGCAAGUUCAUGCUGGGUACCUAGUUAGCUCUUCCACAUAAACAAGCAAAGCUAGGUGUUGAUAUUGAUCAGCCUUGCAUUGCUUUUCGACCUUGAACAGGCCGGGAUGGCCUGGUCGAUCUGUAUAUGUAAGAACUUUAGUCAUUAAUGAUCUGUUGUUAGUCUCUAACUCUUUGUUUGAGCAAAAAUACAGUCUUCACUCCAUAAUCUUAUUUCUCAAUUCAAGAGUGCUUUAUUGCAACACUUCAUUUUUCCCAUGUUUGAUAAUUUGAUUUUUAUGAAGUUGCAGUGACUGGGUGAAAAACAGUCUUUUUUUUUCUCUUCAAA